Messenger RNA from Schistosoma bovis, 1020 nucleotides. The record is from the annotation of a GenBank genome assembly. Lineage: Eukaryota; Metazoa; Platyhelminthes; Trematoda; Strigeidida; Schistosomatidae.
AUGGAAAACGGAAGAAAUACCAAUCUUCGAAGUCUUGUUCGACCCGUUUCACCAUUAUCCAGAUGGCAAAAACCACCACUUCCAAUUGAUACUGCUGAUGAUGAUGAUGAUGAAAUAAGAAGAGGUGGUGUUGAUCGUAAACGUUUAGAUCGUCGAAGUAGAAGUCGUUCCCCAGCGUUGUUUUCUUCUGUACAUCUUGCUACAAGUGGACCUACUAGUGGUGUAGAGAUACAGCCAAGUGAAGAAACUAGACGUAUUAUUGUACGUCGUCCUUUACAAGAUACAAAAGAGGAAGUAGAAGAUUAUACAGAAAAACAGUCAAAAUCAAAACCUAAUGAUUAUUCACGAUCGAAUAUUGAUGAUAAUAAACGGCGUUUAAGAGAUGAACGAUCAAAGAAACUGAUGCCACGGCCUAUUCUAUUCAAAAACCGUCCUGUACCAAUCACUGCUCCAAGUGGAAUCGACCGGGAGAAUACUUGUCCUAUGCUGCUUCGUUUAUUUUAUUCCACAAACGCACGUCAUUAUUCAUUGUCAGAUUAUAAUAAACGUCGUACACCGGAAAAUGAGAUACAAUUCAAUACAUGGAUUGACGCAACGCUUGCAGAAUUAGCUGAUGAAGUACGUAAUGUUGUGCCCAUAGCUAGACGUCGUGGUACACGUAUGCAUUUUGCAAUAGUCUAUCCGGAUAGUCGUGGUACUUAUGGACGUCGUCAAUUAGGUGUUGUUAUUACUGGUUAUGGAUUAAACUCUUGUGAAUUUGAUAAUAAUUCUGCUGAUGCAACAACAAAUCGUAAUAAUAAUAUUCAGAGACCUUCUAAUUUGAUUGACGACUCAUCAGUAACUCUGUUGUCGAAAAAAUUCCAGAUUGGUGAUUAUGUGGAUUGUGCAAUUGUUGAAUAUACUCCAGGUUCUUUAGGUGGUUGGUCAUCUGGGCGACGUCCACUUGGUCCACCACCACCAUCAACAACAACUGGAUCUGAUCCACAUGGUUCUGCACUUGAAGAAGCUCGAAUGAUAUAG